AUGGCAGCCACAGAGGCCGAAGAGCCAGAUACUAUCGGGCCUGUUGAUAAUUCAAGGGCCUCAAAUCAUCCCGCUAACGAACAGGUCGCGCGUUUUUUGGCCAGCGUGGAGAAUGGCGAGGACAACCGCAGUUUCACAGUGGAAGAAGAGAGGCGCGUCUUGCGUCGCAUCGAUCUCCGCGUGUUACCCCUCCUGCUAGGCGCGUACUUUUUCCAACAGCUUGACAAGUCUGCGCUCUCUUACACCUCGAUCUUCGGUCUGUCCGAGGACGCCCAUCUCGUUGGUCACCAGUACUCGUGGCUCGGAUCCAUUUUAUAUCUAUCACAACUGGUGUUCCAGCCACUCGCGGCAUUUUUGCUCGUCAAAGCGCCCACGGGAAAGGUGAUUUCGAUAGCCAUAUUCUUGUGGGGAAGUACAUUGGCGAUUAUGUCUGCGUGCACUGAUUUCAAGAGCCUAUUGGGAAUGCGCUUUGCGCUCGGGGCUUUCGAGUCGAUGAUUGCUCCCUCUUGUAUAGCUGCCACCCAGAUGUGGUGGCGUCGAGGCGAACAGACCUUACGCGCGGCUAUGUGGAAUGGAAUGAAUGGCUUGACAUUUAUUGUCGGUAGUCUUUUCACCUAUGGACUCGGUCACAUCCACAGCAAGACGCUGUUUUCGUAUCAGAUAAUCUUCUUGUUCUGCGGUCUAUUGACUGUGUGCUACUCUUUCAUUGUCUUGGCGUUCAUGCCCGACUCACCCAUGGAGGCAAAAUGUCUCAGCGACCGUGAGAAAUUCAUUGCUGUUGAACGUCUGCGGGCUAAUCAGAUGGGUAUCGUGUCUCGGGAGUGGCGCUGGGAUCAUGUAUGGGAGACGCUUUAUGACCCAAAGACCUGGAGCUGGUUCCUCCUGGUCGUUUCCAUAUCAAUACCCAGUGGCGGCCUCGGCACUUUUGGAAAUCUCAUCUUGGAGUCUUUCGGUUAUACUAACUUCCAGUCAAUUCUUUUCAACCUGCCAUUUGGUGUCAUCCAAAUCAUUGCUAUAGUUGGUGGUGGCUGGAUUGCUACUCGUUUCAGAAGCAAAGGACUAGUCAUUGUGAUAGUCGCUACGCUUGCAUCGAUUGGCACUAUUUUAAUGCUCGUCAUCCCGCGCAGCAAUAAGGGUGUUCUCCUCUUUGGCUACUAUUUGGUCUCAACCAUGGCGGCCAUCACACCAAUGAUCUAUGCAUGGGAAUCUCAGAAUACAGCUGGUGACACGAAACGAAAAUGCACAUCAGCUGUUGUACUUGUCGGCAUGUGCACCGGAAAUGUCAUUGGCCCGCAACUCUUCUCGACCUCCCAAGCCCCCACCUACCGUCCCGGCCUGAUUGCAAGCUUAAUAAUGUUUGUUCUUGUAGCUUUACUCACAAUCUUGACUGAGCUCUACUUGAUCGCGCUUAACAGGAGGCAUGCUAAGAAGAGAGAGGAACUUGGAAAAUGCGCAAAUGCCGUCGAUGAAUCGAUGCUUACGAAGGAUAAAAUGGAGACUGGCAAAGCUCUUGAGCUUGAGAAUGUCACCGAUAUUCCAAACAGGAACGUUGCAGACAAGGGCUUCGCGGAUACAACAGAUCUCCGGAAUGAGGACUUUAUUUAUGUCUACUAG
This is a messenger RNA of Penicillium verhagenii, 1614 nucleotides long. RefSeq lists its product as uncharacterized. Gene Ontology annotation, molecular function: transmembrane transporter activity. Gene Ontology annotation, cellular component: membrane. NCBI's taxonomy places the organism in Eukaryota, Fungi, Ascomycota, Eurotiomycetes, Eurotiales, Aspergillaceae. Gene Ontology annotation, biological process: transmembrane transport. The transcript has 7 exons. Bases 1 to 1614 code for a protein of 537 amino acids. The record is from RefSeq and is a predicted model, not a curated record.